GGCUCCUACACUGGUAGGUGAUAAAAAUGCUUGGUCGUCACAAUGGUCGCGGCAAUCUGGAUGUUAUCAUUGCACACAUAAGUCACAUGUUUUGGUCUUUGGACACAACUAUCUCAGAUUUUAUACGUUUCUGUUAUGUGUGAACUUUAUUAAGUGUAGUCAUGGAAGAAAGGAAAAUAAUUUUCAUUCAUAAAAUUGGCCUAACAAUGUUCGUAGCUUUGUUCAUCACGACAUGGCAAAUAGAUACCGUUGAUUCGGCUGAACAUGGAGAAAAAAGUGAAAGUAACCAUACUGAAAGAUACAAACUCGCUGCUUGGAACUUCCAUCAUGUAGAAAUACCAUACGUGAUAUGUCUGUGGGUUUUAUUAGCCAGUGUUACAAAAUUAGCAUUCCAUCUAUACAAGACGCUGUCAGCCAACAUCCCUGAGAGCUGUCUUUUGAUAACACUGGGUGUAUGUACUGGUGCUGUUCUCCAUUAUAGUAAAGCAGCAUCUACCGACCAGUAUGUCCUGAAUGCUGACACAUUCUUUUUGUUUCUCUUGCCUCCCAUCAUCUUUGAUGCUGGCUAUCACAUGCCCAAUAGAGCUUUCUUCAAUAACCUUGGAACUAUCCUGCUUCUGGCUGUGGUCAACACAUUAUGGAAUACAGUAGCCAUUGGUUUAAGUUUAUGGGGAAUGUCUUAUAUUGGAUGGAUAGAGAGAGAUAUAAGCUGGCUUCAUUGUUUUUUAUUUAGUGCUCUUAUAUCAGCUGUUGACCCUGUUGCUGUUCUAGCCAUCUUUGAAGAAAUCCAUGUCAAUGAGAUGUUAUACAUCAUUGUUUUUGGAGAAUCGUUACUUAAUGAUGGAGUAACAGUGGUGCUGUAUCAUAUGUUGGAAUCUUAUUCUGAAAUUGGAGAGACAAACAUAUUACCUAUAGAUGUUGCUACUGGCUUCUUCUCAUUCUUUAUUAUUGCACUAGGAGGAACGCUAAUUGGUAUAAUAUAUGGACUUAUUGGAGGUUUUAUAACUAAAUAUACAGAAUCUAUUAAAGUUAUUGAACCAUUGUUUGUGUUUGUACUUGGAUAUUUAGCCUAUCUUACUGCUGAAAUGGUUCAUCUUUCAAGUAUUUUAGCUUUAACAUUUGGUGGUAUUACAAUGAGACAUUAUGUAGAGUUAAAUAUGACAAAGACAUCUAUAACAACAUGUCGUUAUUUUAUGAAGUUAAUGGGCAACAUCAGCGAAACUGUCAUCUUUAUGUUUCUGGGUUUGUCUACAGUAGUGGAAACACAUGAUUGGCAGUUAGAUUUUAUAUUUUUCACGCUUCUGUUCUGUAUAGUAUUUAGAGUUAUGGGUAUUGUUACUAUAGCAUUUUUUGUAAAUAGAACUCGGUUAAUACAACUAUCAAAGUUUGAUCAGUUUAUUAUGUCAUAUGGUGGACUACGAGGUGGUAUUGCUUUCUGCUUAGCUUUGUUAUUAAAUGAAGACGUUAUACCAGAAAAACGAAUGUUUGUAUCAACAACAAUAGUUGUCGUCUUUUUUACAGUAUUUCUUCAGGGUAUAACUAUAAAACCAGUUGUCAAUGCUCUGAAAGUAGAGAAACAUGUCUCAGAUGAUAACCCAACUAUGAAUGAAAGAUUCCAUAGACGGUUUAUUGAUCAUUUAAUGGCUGGUAUAGAAGAUAUUGUUGGACGUACAGGACAUAAUUCUUUACGUGACAAGUUUGAGCAUUACAACACCAAAUAUCUUAAACCAUUUUUAUUACGAGAGAAACCAAAAACCAGAGAAACAAAGAUAUUUAAAGUUUUUACGCAGAUUAAUAUGCAGGAAGCCAUGGAUCACAUUGCCACUCAUGGCCAUUUUAAAACACCAUCUGUUAUACAAGAGCCAUCAUUAGCUAAAGUCAUACGAUCUUAUUCUACUCAGUCUUUAUGUCCAUCCUCCACAGGUGAUACUGUUAUAGACAAUAAAACUGUGUUAGACAUGCAAGCCGUAGAUGUAUAUUAUAGUAAGAAAAUGGCAGAUGACAGUCGAAUACAUCAUAUUUUAGAAGAUGCCAUGUUUAAACCACGAAAAACGUGGGUAAAAGAGAAUCAUUAUCAGUUGUCAGAAGUUCAUAAUCAUCCACCAUUCCGACAUAAAGAACGUUUUCAGUUACGAAGAUUUAUUAGUCAAGCAUAUCGUUUAAAAUCUAGUCAACAACAAAAUGGUGUGGCACAUACUGUGAUAGAAGCACCUAAACCUCCUAAAAACGUUAGUUUUAGUGAACUACCAACAACUACAGCUCAACCAAUGCAAGAAAUCGAAGAGGAAUGCCCUAAUUCUCCUACAGAAAGUGAUAAAAGUCAUGUCAAAUUCACCUUAGGUCUGUCAGAAAUUACACCUGUAGAUGCAAUUAAAAGUCCCUCUCCACCCCCAGCCAUAAAAGUACAACCACCACGUCCUGCACCACCAACAGAAACAGAAGUAGAGUGGUCAUUGCCAUGGAAACGACAGGUCACAAAUGAUCCCUUACCGUCUGCUGCAUCAUUAGACAUGCCUGAUGAUGACAGGCCAUUGUUUUCACCUCUGCCUUCUUGGGCUUGUAAUCCAUCUUAUCAUCAUUUGAAAGAUUCAGGGUCACCAUAUGUUUCACCAGAAACCACAAUUACUGCUCCACCUCCCGUCAAUAAUCAGCCAUCUGUGUUUGAAGUUUUUCAGACUGUGAAUGACGAUCAAAAAGAUAAAACAGACAAUAUACCUCCUCCAUGGAAAGAAAAUAAUGAAAUAGAGCCAGUGACGGCUCUUCUUAGUAACGUUAUGUCGGAUAAAGCUAAUCAUAAUUUGCAUUCUUUUCAUGAUGAUAAAUGUAUACCUUCUUCCCAUUCUGUGAUUAUACCAAGUGAUACUGAUGACGAUCUCCCAAAAAGUUCUAAUCUUCCAGGCAGCACUUCCAAUUUGGUUCCGAAACAUUGGCAACCUAUUGAAAUGCAGUCCAUUCCACGUAAACGUUCAAUGUUAGAAGCUGAAGCUCUAAUGGAUGAAUACGCAUUUCAACAAGAAGUUUCAAAUAGGGUACAGAAAUGGUUAGAAUCUAGUAAUAGUGACGUUGAACCAGGAGAUGUUAAGAUGGAGGAUGUAGAAGAUGUAGAAGAAAAUGAAGCAGAAUCUGAUAAUGAAACAAGUUAUCUAUAAUAGUGUUUUUAAAAAUUCACCGAUCUUGGCUGCUUCAACUAUAGACUAGUUUCUCUUAUUGUCUGCAAUCUCACUGUGGUGAAAGUGGACAUUAAAUCAAGCUAUUACACACAGUUUCUUUUCAAUGGUUGCUAUGCACAACAACCUAUUUGUCAUUUUGUGCUAAAUAAAAGGAAAGAGAAUUUAUGUUAGCCUUAGAAUUAAUAAGCAGAUUUAUUUUAAUAUAAAGAAUGUUGCAGAAAUUUAUGUGUAGAACCUCUGAAAGCCGACAACACUGGAUUCCCAAUAUAAUAAUAUCCUGAAUCAGGAUAAUAUCGCAGGUUGUGUUUUAAGGUUGGGGUGUUAAAGUAAAGUCUGUGUUUAUGAUAUAAUAUAAAAGUCUGGCAAAAAAUCAGGGCUAUAGCUUAAGGGGUGUUUGUCAUAUAGAGUACUACAGAAGUGUACCCUGCCUACUUUUUUAUAUAUUUUGUUUCAGUACCUGUCUCUCUGUAAAUGUACUCAAUAGGAUGUUUACGAUAAUUGUGAUGUGGCACUGUAGUAAAAUGUCGCUGCCACAAUGCCUACAAUGUAAGUUUAGUAGAGGAAAUAAUCAUGUAUGUCAUGGAGCUUCAUGCAACCAGCACCAUAUUGCAGACUUUUGUGGGAAGUGUUCCAUUAACAACAGGACUGAUGUAAACUGUCAGUAAAGGAGGUGAAAUGACAAGGGAAAUAUUAGUUUUGAGAAAGUGACAAUGACAUUGGACUAAAGAUUUAUUUAGUUUCCACGAUUAUCUAUUAGUGCUUUGAUUUAUCACUAUUUUAUAACAUCAAGUCUUGCAGUCAUUCAUAACUCUAUAGAAAUUACAACACUGGUGCAUUUACCAAAAUAUACUUUUUCCAUGAGUUGAGUACAUAUCUGUUUACUUCAGUGGUGCUCUAUAGGAUAACAACCCCUUCAGUCCUUGUAUAUAUAACAGGAGAGUGAUCAAUCAAAGCAUUAUUUAUUAUAGUGAUUUAUCUUAUAAUAUCUAUAGCCAAAAUAGAUCAAUUUAUAGACAUUUAAAAUAGUAAUUAAUCAAAUAAUCUGAUAAUUUAAAAUAAAUUAGUAAUUAAUCAAAUAAUCUUAUAAUUUGAAAUAUCAUGUCAGCUUGAAUUUGAAAUAUCAUGUCAACUCGAAAUUUUGUUUAAUUAUCAACUAUGUCAGCAUCAAGAGAGAUCAAAUUUAUUUUAAUGUAUAUUUGUGUGUAAAUUGAUUAAUAAAUUAUAGAAUGUCAAUUGUUUAAAAGUUAAUAUAUAUAUUCAUGCACGAUGAUAUUCAUUACUUUUUCAUUCAUUACUUUUUCGGUAGUAAAAAUAUAAUGAUAUAAAUAAUGUUCUAAAUGCUGAACAGUUAAGAGUAUUGUGAAUAAGACAUAUCUUACCAGUUUCCUUAGAUUUGAUGCUGACUAAUUUUGAUAUGAUUUUGAGUUCUUGGUAUCUGACGAUUUUUGCAGACUAAGUAAUAUAAUAUUAUUAAACAAAUGAAACUAAUUGUGUACAUAUAGUUGUUUAUAAUUUUAUUCAUAAUGAUUAUUAUAAUUGGAAAAGGAUACAAUGAUUAAUAUAUGUAUUAAAGUAUUAAAUAAUGUUAUCAAAAUAUGUAAAGUACUAGUCUAUAUAUAACACAGAACAGUUUAGUCAGUCUACAACAACGAACAAUUACAUAUUUAUUGCUAAGCAACUGUGAAUUAAGUGCCUUAAAAGUUCCAGGCAUGAUGCUUUAAGAUGAAAGAAGAUUGUUUUUAUACGUCCAUAUAUGUAAUUUGGUUGUAUUUAUUGAAAAUCCGAACAUUAAUACUAUUAAUUGCAUUCAUGCAGCCGUCUAAACUCCCUUAUCUUCCAAGAUGUUAAAAGAGGAGGGUUUAAUAACUGUAUGAAAUAUUUAGUAAGAGUAGUAUGGAUUUCGGUAUUAUCAUUUGUAAUAGAUUUCUACAAUUCCUAGUUUUUUCUCUUCAUAAGAUCUACAUGUGUAUUUAUGUUUCUAUUCAAUUUCUUAAAAUUUAGUCCUUAAAUUAAAUUCAAAGGUCUAAAAUGUAAAAAGAUUGAUUGUGUAUGAAACGGGUAAUGACAUUAAUAACUAAAAUAGUUUGCGUUUAUUCCUUUCUCAGGUCUAAUUUGUUGUCUGCAGAUUAAGCUUAAUUUGAGUAUGAGGUCUGAUGCUUGCUUGCACAUUUGAUAACACCCAUAAGGAAUAUGUGUAAAAUUCUAGUAAACAUCUAACAAUAAAUCUGACUUUAAUAUAGUGAAAUGAAAUAUAAAAUGUUUUAAGCAAAGAAUAUCAUCUUUAAUCAUACUUGUACUUUUUAUAUUUUUCUUAAGGCUAGUUUUAGAAAAUUGUGCUUCAAUGUCUUUAUGAAUAUUAUUUUGUAAAGUUUUAUCUAAUGUCUUAUAUAACAUUGAUUUUAUUCAAUAACCUUUAUCAUGACAUUUUUCUUGAUCUCUAAUAUCAUCACAUUUGCAUUAGCCACUUUUUAUCAAAUAUCUGUAUUAUGACAUUUUUUUUUCUAUCUUGAUGAUUAAAAUUAAUAUUUAUUAUAGUGGUUUUAUUGAAAGAUUUCUUGAUAUUUUUCAAAUUUUAAGUUUAUUUUGUUUACAAUAAAUGAAUUAAAUGCUACAAUUCUUAAUUGGGUUAAUUAAAGAUUGUUGUGAAAUGUAGAAUUUUGCGAUCUUAUCCGUUUUGCCAUCUACUAGUAGGAUCUUAAAUAAUUUGUCGCAGGGUAUUAAUGCAAGGUGGUGAUUUUCAUCAUUAUGUACUUUUGGCAUUAUGAUAGGUAAAGAAUGCUGUGUGACUGGUAUAAUAAAGUUCUAAUCAGCAUAAUACGUGGGUUUAUUACCUUAGGUGCAAUUAGAAUAAUAAGUUUUUUACUUAAUCAAAUUAAAAAAUAAUUUCUUUUAAACAAAUAAAAAUCUACAUGUACUUAUUAGUAUUUGAACAAUUUACACUAUGGUACUACUAGAUAUUUUAUCAGUAUAAUGGAUCAUACAAUAAAAUUAUGACUAGAACAAUUCAUCAGUGAGAACAAGUUUGUGAUUAUUUUAUUUUUAUCCUAUUUAUGUAAAAAUAUAAAUGUGUACACAUAUGCUUUAUACACAAAAAUAAAAAAAAUGAAUAA
This is a messenger RNA of Patella vulgata (common limpet), 6280 nucleotides long. RefSeq names its product probable Na(+)/H(+) antiporter nhx-9. Gene Ontology annotation, cellular component: membrane. NCBI's taxonomy places the organism in Eukaryota, Metazoa, Mollusca, Gastropoda, Patellidae. The coding region runs from base 162 to 3149 and encodes 995 amino acids. Gene Ontology annotation, molecular function: sodium:proton antiporter activity. The record is from RefSeq and is a predicted model, not a curated record. Gene Ontology annotation, biological process: regulation of pH; proton transmembrane transport; sodium ion transport. The transcript is spliced from 12 exons.